AUGUGGGAAGGACGUCCUAGGCGCUGGCGUCGCGGGUCUGUGGUAUGCUUUGGGAUUGAGCACGGCACGGAUCCACAGACGAACAGUCUCUCGCUCCCCUAUUUUAUGAGCCAUACUAACAUUCAGGCGCGAUGGAUCAAAAUCCUGUCGAAAGAGUUCCCGACGCUGGCGUUCCAUGCGUCGAUCAACCACAGCUUUGGUAAGGGUAGUCUUAUCCAGCUAUUGCGUCAAUUCAGUGUGCUGCACUCGGACAAGAAGCAGAUCAGCGUCGGGUUUGUUGGCUACCCGAAUGUCGGCAAAAGCUCCAUCAUCAAUACGCUCAAGAAAAAGAAGGUGUGCAAUGUGGCGCCUAUUCCGGGCGAGACCAAAGUGUGGCAGUACAUCACGCUGAUGCGCCGUAUCUACCUGAUUGACUGUCCGGGCAUUGUGCCGGUCAGUGCGCAUGACUCGGAGACAGGCACGGUCCUCAAGGGUGUGGUGCGUGUAGAAAACUUGGAGUCACCCAGUGAGCAUAUUGCCACGGUGCUGAGUCGUGUCAAGCCCGAGUACAUCAAGCGCACGUACAACCUCGAGUCGUGGCGCAAUGCUGAUGACUUUUUGGCGCAGCUGUCGGCGCGUAUGGGCAAGUUGCUCCGUGGUGGCGAGCCCGAUCUCGAUACGAGCGCCAAGAUGGUGCUCAAUGACUGGAUUCGAGGCAAGAUUCCCUUCUUUGUGCCGCCACCCAUGCCGCCCAAGCGCGAUGAUGAGCCGGUGGGCGAGAAGCGCGUGCGGGGUGUGGAUCAGCCGAUUGCCAAGAUCCCUGUGCUGAGCAAGUUCACGGAAGAAGACGUGCAUGGCGGUGUGCCGGAAGACUUUGAGCGCGACGACGAUCCUGAGCCGGAGGAAGAAGAUGUCCUGGAUGACGAGGACGAGGAGCCUGACGAGGACGAGGAAGACGACGAGUCUAGCGACGAUUUGGACGAUCUCGCGUGGGAAGAUGUCUUUGAUCAAAAGGCACAGCCCGCACCGGAUGUAUCAGAGGACGAGGCACCGCGGCCCAAGGAGAAGCGCAUGACGACCAACAAGCGCAAGGCCGAGAACUAUUACACGCAUGCCAAUGUCAAGAACCGCAACCGGCAGAAGCAGGCCGCUAUGAGCGAGCUGCAUGCCCAGAGCCGGCACCGAGACCGCGGCAGCCGCGUGGGUGCGAACAAGAAGGCGAGUCGCACGUCGAAUCCCAAGCUGCAAAAGCGCAAGUAG
Messenger RNA from Malassezia restricta, 1239 nucleotides. Its product is annotated as nuclear GTP-binding protein. Gene Ontology annotation, cellular component: nucleolus. The record is from RefSeq and is a predicted model, not a curated record. Gene Ontology annotation, molecular function: GTP binding. Bases 1 to 1239 code for a protein of 412 amino acids. The transcript has a single exon. NCBI's taxonomy places the organism in Eukaryota, Fungi, Basidiomycota, Malasseziomycetes, Malasseziales, Malasseziaceae.